Pseudocercospora fijiensis CIRAD86 is the source of this 1512-nucleotide messenger RNA. RefSeq lists its product as uncharacterized. Gene Ontology annotation, molecular function: tryptophan-tRNA ligase activity; ATP binding. The transcript has 2 exons. Gene Ontology annotation, cellular component: cytoplasm. The record is from RefSeq and is a predicted model, not a curated record. Lineage: Eukaryota; Fungi; Ascomycota; Dothideomycetes; Mycosphaerellales; Mycosphaerellaceae. The coding region runs from base 1 to 1512 and encodes 503 amino acids. Gene Ontology annotation, biological process: tryptophanyl-tRNA aminoacylation.
AUGGCCUCUCUCGAUGAGAGAAUAGCCGAAGCUGAGAAGGUGUUGGCUUCUCUUAAAGAUGAGAAGGCUAUAGGUGAAGCCAAGACCCAGACGAUAGACCCUUAUAAUGUUCAGGGAGAGGUUGAUGCGGAAGGAAAUGUGAAGGCAAUCGACUAUGACCGAUUAAUCGAGCAAUUUGGCGUACAACCGCUGACCGAGGAACACCUGAAGCGCUUCGAGAAGGUCACUGGAAAGCCGGCACACCGAUUAAUGCGGAGGAAACUGUUCUUCUCACACCGCGACUUCGACAACAUCCUCAACGUAUACGAGAAAUAUGGCACAUUCAUGCUGUAUACCGGUCGAGGACCUUCGAGCGGAAGCCUGCAUUUGGGACAUACGAUACCCAUGCUGUUCACCAAGGAGCUGCAGGAUAUUUUCGACGUGCCGCUUGUGAUUAUGAUAACCGAUGACGAGAAGUUUCUGCACACGCGCAACAAGAACAAGAGCGACAAGUCGGAGCCGGAAGACUUCCUGGAGUAUGCAUAUGGCAACAUCAAGGAUAUCAUAGCUCUCGGGUUUGACAUGAAGAAGACCUUUAUUUAUACCGACUAUGAGUACAUCAGUGGCCAUUUCCUCCUCAACACCUCCGAAUUCGAGAGCUUAAUCACAAACAACCAAGUCAGAGGCGCAUUCGGAUUCGAUGGAAGCACGAACGUUGGCCUCAACAGCUAUGGUGCUAGACAAUGUGUGGCUGCCUUUCCUUCUUCAUAUCCGGAGUUGUUCGGCAAGAGCGACUUCAGAGGUUUCGUAGGCGGGCAGGUGCAGCCAAAGCCUCUCCGUAGAUACAAGGAUCUCGCGAAAAUACCGACACUCAUUCCCUGCGCUAUUGACCAGGAGCCGUAUUUCCGAAUCUUGCGGGAGAACUGCGAUCGAAUGAAGAACAAGCAUCCUAAGACUUGCCUUAUUCUGUCUAAAUUCCUGACGGCGCUGCAAGGACCAGGCGGUAAGAUGUCGGCGUCGAACCCAAAUUCUGCGAUUUUUAUGUCAGACACACCGAACCAGAUCAAGAACAAGAUCAAUAAGCAUGCGUUUUCGGGUGGCAGGGAAACCAUCGAGGAGCACAGAGAAAAGGGUGGCAACCCUGAUGUGGACGUUGCCUUCACGUACCUCUCCUAUUUCUUGGAGAGUGACGAGGAGCUACAGUCGCUUAGUGACGGCUACAGGAAGGGAGAGAUCACGACUGGCGAGAUGAAAGCUCGGUGUAUUAGCGAGCUUCAGAAAGUCGUUGGAGAAUUCCAGGAAAGACGCAGCAAGAUCACUGACGAGGUCAUGGCCUCUUACAUGACGGAACGGAAACUCGAGUUCAAGGGCAACCCAACGCCGCUCGAGGUAAAGCCAGUGGCAUCAAAUGAGGCCGCCAACGGCGAAGCGACGGGACCACGAGAAGACGGUAGAGGUACCAAGAGCGAGCAAGAAGUCGUGAUUGGCAAGGACGGUGCCAAACUGGAGCUUCAGAACUUGUGGCUGUACUAA